Messenger RNA from Chilo suppressalis (striped riceborer), 1543 nucleotides. NCBI's taxonomy places the organism in Eukaryota, Metazoa, Arthropoda, Insecta, Lepidoptera, Crambidae. The record is from the annotation of a GenBank genome assembly.
ACACUGUUGACCUAAAAGAGUGCUUCAAUAACUUUUUUAAUUUAAUUUAGUUACAGAAUAAAUAUUUUUCAUUUUCAUUAACAAAGGAAGCUUAAAAGAUGACAGCUGUUGUGUUAAAAGAAUGGCAUAACACAGUUACAGACGGCUUAAGGGACCAUUUAGUAAAUAAGUUAUUACGAUCUAUAACGGCAAAAUCAUCUGACGCCGUUUUCAAUGUUGACGAUGUACCAGUUCCAAUUGUGAAUAAGUUAAUGGAGAUCGAAAAUGCAUACUAUUUAGCGGCGGAUUCGCGUUCGCAAUACUAUCACAUGUUAGCUGUCACAAUUUACAAAAUACAAGAGUAUUUAUCUCAAAAGCGGGAGCAGCAGCAGACAUUGGACACUACCGGUGUCACAUCGGCAAUGGAGAAGAUAUUAAACGAGAAUGGUGAACUGCAAGAGGAUGUAGCAGAUUUAGGAGAAAAAUUGUCUCAACUACUGUCUUUAAAAUAAGUCUAUGGGCUGGGAAAGGACAUUGUUCUGCGUCUAUACAUUGUUAGCCUAAGAACCAACAAUCAUGAAAUAUUAUAUUCUAGGUUCGAAAUUGCAAGUAAAUUACUGUAAAAACAAAGAUUAUUAACGGACACUUCUGAGAACUUAAAUUAUCAGGAAAACUAAUAUUUUUUGAGGUUAUGUUUAAUAUUAAAUGAUACAUAGGUCAACCUAUGAACUUAAUAUGAACUCAGUAUGAAUUGAAUUAAUAUUACAACUAAUUCAUUUUUAUUCGGUGCGAUUUUAAAGAAUAACUAUUAGGAAAAAAUUGGUUAUGUAGGAAUCAUGAAUAAAAUAAAAACUGUAGUGUUGCUUCUUAUUUUUUUGACUACAUUUCACAUAAUUGUAUCAUAUUGUAUUUAUUUUUGUAUAUUACAUGUAUAUUGUGUAAAUAUGCAGCGUGAAUGUGUAUCAUCAGCUGCUCUUGAAUAAUUUGGCAGUAUGAUGACAGACUGAUGUCGUUUUCAAAAAGCAAACACGUAUAGCCAAGUGAAGUGCCGGCAGUAGGAAGAAAGAGUGUUUUGUUUGCAGCGCUGUCAUAGAUUAUAAACAUAAAAUGGUAGUCUCAAAUUAUUUUUUAACUUUUUAAUAUAGCUUACUUAACUGGAAGUGUCCGUCCCAAUCUAAAUACGGAUAAUUAUCGCAAAAAAUAUACUAAGAAUUAUCAUAAAUGCCAAAUUGGUGUUGGUUCUUAGGCCAAAUUUAACAUUGUCCUUUGCAAACAAAACUUACGACAUGCAUGUUCUGUUUUAUUUGUUAAUAAAUUACCUAUGUAUUUGACUGAGAAGAUAGUAUAAUACUAAUUAGAUAGAUAGAUAUUAACGUAUUUACAAUGCCCUAAGCAUUUAUUUUAAUUACUAGAUAUCUUUUAUAGAUUAAGAUAAAUAGUGAUGUGUGUUCAGUAGUAGGUACUGAACUAAGAUGCUGUGAAAUUAGUAUUUUAUAAUAUAAGUAAAAUAUCUAAAAUUAAGUAAAAAAAACCUUUUAAGUUUAAUAAAACACCUGAAAAAUCA